AGGAUACGCCAGAAUUGUGCAGUCGAGACGACAACUUCUGUGUCCGUUUCAAAUAUAUUACUACUGGACGACUAGAAUUAAGUCUGAGGCAGGUAACAUCAACAGUGAGGACAAACCCAGCCUGUCUCUCUCAUUCCACACUGAGUCCAAACCUACAGUCACUGGGUCCAGAUUGUGACAGUGGAGCCCAGUUUGCACUGCAGGAUCCAGAGAUGGCAUCAGUGAAGCUGGAAGACUGCAGUCAAACACUGGAGCUGAAUGUCAACAUUAAAGAUGAAGAAGAGGAGGAGGAGAUUGGGAAAUCUGUUUCUCAUGGAGACCAUGUUGAGACAUUCUCUACAUCCAGAGAGCAACAGAGGGAACAUCACAGAGCUAAAGGGUCUCACAGCUGCCCACAUUGUGAGGAGAUUUUCCCAAUUCUAUCAAAGCUAAAAAUACACCAAAAAAUACACACAGGACAGAAUCCGUAUUCCUGUACUGACUGUGGGAAGAGAUUCACAACAUCAGGGAAUCUGACGGUUCAUCAGAGAGUGCACACUGGAGAGAAGCCUUACUCCUGCUCUGACUGUGGGGCAAGUUUCUCUCGACUGGGCCACUUAAAAACACAUGAACAUAUACAUACAGGAGUGAAGCCUUACUCCUGCUCUGAUUGUGUAAAAUGCUUCACAACAUCAGCUGAGCUAAAAGUUCACCAGAGAACACACACAGGAGAGAAGCCUUUCUUCUGCUCUGACUGUGAAAAGAGUUUCUCUCAACUUUCCCACUUAAAAACACAUGAACGUAUACAUACAGGAUUGAAGCCUUACUCCUGCUCUGACUGUGUAAAAUGCUUCACAACAUCAGCUGAGCUAAAAGUUCAUCAGAGAACACACACAGGAGAGAAGCCUUUCUUCUGCUCUGACUGUGGAAAGAGUUACUCUGUACUGUGCAACUUAAAAACACAUGAACGUCUACAUACAGGAGUGAAGCCUUACUCCUGCUCUGACUGUGGAAAGACUUUCUCUCGACUAAACAUCUUAAAAACACAUGAAAGUAUACAUACAGGAGUGAAGCCUUACUCCUGCUCUGACUGUGUAAAAUGCUUCACAACAACAGCUGAGCUAAAAGUUCACCUGAGAACACACACCGGAGAGAAACCUUACUCCUGCUCUGACUGUGGAAAGAGUUUCCCUCUACUGAGAACCUUAAAAACACAUGAACAUAUACAUACGGUAGUGAAGCCUUAUUCCUGCUCUAAUUGUGGAAAAAGUUUUUCUCAACUGGGCCACUUAAAAACACAUGAACGUAUACAUACAGGGGAGAAGCCCUACUCCUGCUGUGACUGUGUAAAAUGCUUCAAAACGUCAGCUGAGCUAAAAGUUCAUCAGAGAACACACACAUCAGAGAAGCCUUGCUCCUGCUCUGACUGUGGGAAGAGUUUUUCUCGACUGGACCUCUUAAAAACACAUGAACGUAGACAUACAGGAGUGAAGCCUUACUUCUGCUCUGACUGUGUAAAAUGUUUCACGACAUCAGCUGAGCUAAAAGUUCAUCAGAGAACACACACAGGAGAGAAGCCUUACUCCUGCUUUGACUGUGGAAAGAUUUUCUCUCAACUGGGCCACUUAAAAACACAUGAACGUAUACAUACAGGAGUGAAGCCUUACUCCUGCUCUGACUGUAUAAAAUACUUCACAACAUCAGCUGAGCUAAAAGUUCACCAGAGAACACACACAGGAGAGAAGCCAUACUCCUGCUCUGACUGUGGAAAGAGUUUCUCUCGACUGGACUACUUAAAAACACAUGAACGUAUACACACAGGAGAGAAGCCUUACUCCUGCUCUGACUGUUGAAAGAGUUUCUCUGGAAUGUGUCAGUUAAAAAGACACCAAGGUAAACUGAGAGAAGCCUUAGCACUGAUCUGACUGUAGAAAAUGGUUUAAAACAACAGCUGACCUAAAAGGUCAUCAGUGAACAGACACAGGAGAGAAGCCUUAAUUCUGCUCUUAAUGUGGCAAGAGUAACUCAAGUGAAAGUCACCAAGUAAAAUACUACUUGAGUUAAAGUCUAAGUAUUUGGUUGUAAAUAGACUUAAGUAUCAAAAGUAAAAGUAUGAAUAAUUUCAAAUUCCUUAAAUUAUCCUCUAAGUCAGUUGUGGGCAUUUCCAGUCCUCGAGGGCCUGAUUGGUGUCACAGUUUUGCCCCAGCUAACACACCUGACUCCAAUUAUCACCUAAUCAUGAUCUUCAGUUUAGAAUGCAAUUUAAUUAAUCUGUUGUGUUUGCUAGGGAUGGAGAAAAGUGUGACACCAAUCAGGCCUGGGGACUGGAGUUGCCCACCCCUGCUCAACGGGAUGGGUGUCCCUAA
Oncorhynchus masou masou (cherry salmon) is the source of this 2345-nucleotide messenger RNA. Its product is annotated as zinc finger protein 271-like. Lineage: Eukaryota; Metazoa; Chordata; Actinopteri; Salmoniformes; Salmonidae. The record is from RefSeq and is a predicted model, not a curated record. The coding region runs from base 213 to 1832 and encodes 539 amino acids. The transcript is spliced from 3 exons.